Messenger RNA from Trypanosoma grayi, 1425 nucleotides. RefSeq lists its product as hypothetical. Bases 1 to 1425 code for a protein of 474 amino acids. NCBI's taxonomy places the organism in Eukaryota, Euglenozoa, Kinetoplastea, Trypanosomatida, Trypanosomatidae. The transcript has a single exon. The record is from RefSeq and is a predicted model, not a curated record.
AUGGUGCUUCUGCGCCGCGUUGUGUGGGUGCUGGCCGCUGCUCUGUGCUGCACGUCCUUGUGCGUGACGUCUGCUGCGGCGGAGAACGCUGUGCUUCCGCCUGCUGGUACUCGGGAGGCAGCGCAGGCGAAGGUGGCUGCCUGCACUAAAGAUCUGUCAAAUGCCCAGGCUUUGCUGCAAGGUGCUGAGGAGGCUUAUGCCAAAGCUGACGAAGCAAAGAGGGAGGUCGAUAAUUUCACGGCGAAGGCCACCAAGGCAAAGAAGUCUGCCUCAGAGGCAGAGAGUAUGUCAAAUGCGGCAGUGAAGAGUAUUGCCGAAGGAUUGGAGGCGCUGAAGAAGGCUGCUGAUGCAGGGACUGAGACAACGGCUGUGGUAACAUUGGGUGUCGGUGAUCUCAAGGCUGCUGCUGGGGGUGCGCAAACUGCGGCGAAUAAGGCCAACAGUGCUGCGGUAAAGGCCUCAGAGGCGGUGAAGUUACUCGAGGAGGCCACGGAGCAUGCAAAGAAUGUACGGGAUCGGGCAGAGAAGCUGGGAGAAGGGAUGAAAGCCGAAGUGUGGAAGAACGCAGUGAAGAGCGUCGGAGAUGCCUUUAGCCGUGAGGGGGCAAAGACACUAAAUGCUGAAGCGGCGCUGAAACUCGCUGUGAAAACAGUGAACAAGAAUAAAAAAGGAAACGCUGCAGCAAAUCUUUUUUUCAGUGCGCGAAUGAUGGCAGAGCAGAUUGGGCUGGCACUGACGAAUAUCAAGAGGGCAGAAGCUGAUGCGAAGCUUGCAGAAACAAAUGCUAAGAAUGCCGCAGAGUCUGCCACGGAAGCAGACGAGAAGCCAAAGACGGAGACGUCCCAAGAGGGGACGGCAGCUGUAACCGAAAAGGUAAAUAAAGCCGCCACAGAUGCAAAGACGAACGCUGAGUCAGCAGAAAAGAAUACCGGCGGUACCGCGCAGAGUAUUGAUAAUGCACUGAAGGUAGCGGAGGUGGUGAAAGAACUUACAGAAGAGGCAUGGAGCUCCGCUGACGAUGCCAAGGACGCGGCUAAGAAAAAGAAGGAUGGUGCGGAUGCUGCGCUGGUCGAGGCCGAAGAAGAGUUGAAGAAAUUCACCAAAGUGGAGAAGCCAGAGUCACAGCUACCCGAGGCGGAGGAACCGCCCACUGACCACAAAUCCAGCGAGGCAGAAGCCACUGUACCCCUGCCAACGGACCAACCACCGAAGUCGGAGAAGACUGCUGUUGAGGGGAAAGACCAAACGACAACAACGCCAAACCCCACGGAUCUUGUUAAAGGGGAUUCCUCAACACCGGAGGGAAUGCCCGCUGCGUUAGUGGCUGCGAACAAAGACAGUGCGGCAUACGGCAGCGACAUCCCCGCGUGGGUGCGUGCCCCACUGCUGCUGCUGCUGCUGCUGGCCUGUGUGGCCGUGUGGUGA